Molecule: messenger RNA, 2490 nt
Organism: Dipodomys spectabilis (banner-tailed kangaroo rat)
Lineage: Eukaryota; Metazoa; Chordata; Mammalia; Rodentia; Heteromyidae
Gene: Chn2
Product: chimerin 2
Exons: 13
Coding region: 212-1618 (468 amino acids)
Biological process (GO): regulation of small GTPase mediated signal transduction; positive regulation of GTPase activity; signal transduction
Molecular function (GO): GTPase activator activity
Source: RefSeq, a predicted model, not a curated record
ACGGAAACCACAAAUAAAUAGCGGCGGCUGUAGCGCGUCAUCUGGCGGAGCAGGAAGUGCAGGCAGAGUCCGGGAGGCUGGUGCUUUCGGCGCGUCCCCAGGACUUUGCCAUGGGCUGGGGGCCGCGGAGGCUGCGAGCUGCGGGGCGAGGGCAGGGACCGCGGCGCCCGCACCGAGGCUGAGCGAUCAGCGACGCGCGGGGCGCACGGAGAUGGCAGCGUCCAGCAACUCCAGCCUGUCCGGCUCCUCCGUGUCCUCUGAUGCUGAAGAAUACCAGCCUCCAAUAUGGAAAUCAUACCUGUAUCAGUUGCAGCAAGAGGCACCUCGUCCCAAGAGGAUAAUUUGUCCUCGGGAGGUGGAAAACAGACCAAAAUAUUAUGGAAGAGAGUUUCAUGGGAUUAUCUCCCGGGAGCAGGCUGAUGAGCUUCUGGGCGGUGUGGAGGGUGCCUACAUCCUUCGGGAAAGCCAACGCCAGCCAGGAUGUUACACGCUAGCGCUAAGGUUUGGAAACCAGACCUUAAACUACCGGCUCUUCCACGAUGGGAAGCAUUUCGUAGGCGAGAAGAGGUUUGAAUCCAUUCAUGAUCUGGUGACAGAUGGCUUGAUAACGUUGUACAUAGAAACAAAAGCUGCUGAAUACAUUUCCAAAAUGACAACUAACCCCAUCUAUGAACACAUUGGAUAUGCAACCCUACUCAGAGAAAAAGUAUCCAGAAGGCUGAGCAGGUCGAAAAAUGAAUCAAGGAAAGCAAGUGUCACCAAUGAAGAACACACACCCGUGGAAAAGAUCUCCUCCCUGGUUCGAAGGGCCGCCCUCACACACAACGACAACCAUUUCAACUAUGAGAAGACACACAACUUCAAGGUCCAUACAUUCCGAGGCCCUCACUGGUGUGAAUAUUGUGCCAAUUUCAUGUGGGGGCUGAUUGCCCAAGGAGUCCGCUGCUCAGACUGUGGGUUGAACGUACACAAGCAGUGUUCCAAGCAUGUUCCCAACGACUGCCAACCUGAUCUCAAGAGGAUCAAGAAAGUGUACUGCUGUGACCUCACCACACUCGUGAAAGCCCACAACACGCAGAGGCCCAUGGUGGUUGACAUAUGCAUCCGAGAAAUUGAAGCAAGAGGAUUAAAGUCAGAAGGGCUUUACCGAGUCUCUGGGUUCACAGAACACAUCGAAGAUGUCAAGAUGGCAUUCGAUAGAGAUGGUGAAAAGGCAGAUAUAUCUGCCAGUAUUUAUCCAGACAUCAACAUCAUCACUGGAGCCCUGAAACUGUAUUUCAGAGACUUACCCAUCCCUGUCAUCACAUACGAUACCUAUUCCAAAUUUAUAGAAGCAGCAAAAAUCUCCAAUGCUGAUGAGAGGUUGGAAGCGGUUCACGAAGUGUUGCUGCUGCUGCCUCCUGCCCACUAUGAGACCUUGCGAUACCUAAUGAUCCACCUCAAGAAGGUGACUAUGAAUGAAAAGGACAAUUUCAUGAAUGCAGAAAAUCUGGGGAUAGUGUUUGGGCCCACGCUGAUGAGGCCUCCCGAGGACAGCACCCUCACCACGCUCCAUGACAUGCGGUACCAGAAGCUUAUCGUGCAGAUUUUAAUAGAAAAUGAAGAUGUUUUGUUCUAAUCUAUCAUGGAAAGGCCCUCGCCCUCUCCAAGCUGAUAGAGCAAAAGAAAUAAAAACGUUUCUUACACUUGUUUUUUAAACAAGUGACAGAAUUUCCUGGACCACAGUGGAUUGCAGAGUUGGGAGCCAGGUCUCAGUCAUGCCCCACCCCCCACCCCCAUGUGAGAACAAGGGCUAGGGUGGGAAAACCCCUGGCCUUGGGUCUUUUGCUGUGCCUCGUAUGUAUGUCUGUUUUGCUGGAAGAGUGAUUAAUAAAUCUUUCUUUAACUUAUUAAACAAUGUAGACCAUUAAGCUUCAGUCUUAUCAGUAACAAAAGGGAACUUAAUUCAGAAAGGUACUUGAUACUGUUAGACAUUUUUCGCUUACACAAAGAAGACAAUUCUAUAUGUUAAAUGUUAAAUGAAACCUAUAUUGUAAAAUGUAUUUUUAUGUUGGCUGCAAGAAUGUUAUUUUAUUUGAGCAAAUAGAAUUCAAUGCAGUGCAUUGAUUGAUUAUACCCUGCAUUCUUUGUCCUGCAUUCUUGCUGUGAUGCCCAGAAAAUGCUGACCACAAAUGCAGUAGUAUCUUGAACAUACCUCUCAUCCUUACCAGUGCUUUUCCAUGAGAUUUUUACUUCCCAUAUAUGUACUAGCUUUUUGGACAGCUUUUGCUCUUAAGCACUUGCAUUCUGCUAUUGUUCAGCAUACAUUCAUAGCAAUUAGAGAAUGGCCUGAUACAAAUUUUCUUUUCAUAAAUGUGUUGAGAAUUCCCAAAGGAUAUCAUAGAAUUAUUCGCAGCUUUCCCCUAUGAUGAGUGAGUCACCUAGAACAUGCAGAAUGUGGUCAUCUUGAAAUGAUUAGAGAACACUGGAUGUAUCUGGGCCAUGUUUGUU